AUGAUCCCUCUUCCUUCCAGCCUGUGGGGCCUGGCCUUGGUCACUUUAGGUCUGCUUGUUGUGACAAAGCUGAUUCUGGAUGUGUUCUUUUCUCGUUUGAGACCCAUUCCUGGCCCGGUGUUGGCCAAGAUCACUGAUCUUUGGCGUGCGUCUCACGCAUAUGGUGGACGCAUUGAUCUCAAGAAUGUUCAAUUACACCGCAAAUAUGGCACAGUGGUACAGGUCGGGCCCAAUUGUGUGAACAUAUCAGAUCCGAAUCUAAUUCGGACAAUUUACUCCACCCGCAAUUCAUGGAAAAAGAGUGAUAUGUACCGCCCCAAUGAUGUACUGCUUGACGGCCACCGACUAUCGAAUCUGUUCAACACCCAGGAUGAAGAUUGGCACAACCAGAAUAUCCGACCUAUUCGGAGCCUUUGGACCAUGACUAAGGUUCUAGAAUACGAGCCUUUCAUCGAUGAAACGAUAAUCAAGUUUGUAGACAAGCUAGCGCUAAAAUUCGUCGAUGGAGAUAACGCAGGGAAGGUUUGUCCGGCAGAUGAAUGGAUUGGCUUCUUUGCCUGGGAUGUCACCGCUAACUACAGCUUUGGUCGGCACUAUGGAUUCAUUGACCAGGAGAAGGAUAUCGACAAUUUGAUCACCGACUCGACUGCUGGCCUGAGAUACUUCGCACCGGUCUCUCAAAUCCCCUGGAUUGACAACAUCCUCGACAAAAAUCCUAUUAAGCGCAUUGGGCCCAAGCCCACCUUGACAGGCGCCCUGUACGCCUUCAAGGUCGUCGCCGAAUACCAGGCGCAGCUCGCCGAGAAGAAAAUAUCCGCCAGUACUGUGGACCAUACGCUCGACAAGUACGUGCAGCUGAAAGAAACAUACCCCAACAUGGUAGACGACAACCAGAUUGUCAACUGGCUAAUGCUGAGCAUUGUUGCUGGAGGCGACACGAGCUCGGCUACCAUGCGCGCCGCCGUUUACUACCUAGCCAAGUCAUCUGCUGCGAUGGCCAAGCUUGCCACAGAACUCAAAGCCGCUAGUAUCUCUUCCCCCGCUCCCUGGGAGGAGAUCCGCGACUUGCCAUACCUAGAUGCCGUUAUUCGUGAAGCUCUGCGCGUCAACCCCGGCAUUGCCAUGAUCUUCGAGCGUGUCGUUCCAGAGGGUGGAUUCACGCUUCCCGAUGGACGAUAUCUCCCUGCAGGUACCAAGGCCGGGAUCAACCCCUUUGUGACAAACCGUGACUUCGGGGUGUUCGGGGAUGAUGCCGAUGAAUUCAAUCCGGACCGCUGGCUGCAGGGCAAAGAUGAAAACCCGGAGAACUUUGAGGUUCGUCUGCGUCGGAUGAAAGAUACUGUCGACUUAUCUUUUGGUGCCGGAGGCCGGGUUUGCAUGGGCCGGUAUCUCGCUAUGCUAGAGAUCAAAAAGUUGAUUGCGUCGCUGUACAGCUCCUGCGAUAUCCAACUGGUGGAUCCCAAACACGAAUGGAAGUACCAAAAUUCCUGGUUCGUGUAUCAGUACGAUAUGCCCAUGGUCAUUCGGCGCCGAUGA
Messenger RNA from Penicillium crustosum, 1536 nucleotides. RefSeq names its product cytochrome P450. The transcript has 5 exons. Bases 1 to 1536 code for a protein of 511 amino acids. Gene Ontology annotation, molecular function: heme binding; oxidoreductase activity, acting on paired donors, with incorporation or reduction of molecular oxygen; monooxygenase activity. Lineage: Eukaryota; Fungi; Ascomycota; Eurotiomycetes; Eurotiales; Aspergillaceae. The record is from RefSeq and is a predicted model, not a curated record.